Messenger RNA from Dibothriocephalus latus, 198 nucleotides. The record is from the annotation of a GenBank genome assembly. Lineage: Eukaryota; Metazoa; Platyhelminthes; Cestoda; Diphyllobothriidea; Diphyllobothriidae.
AUGGAAGCGGCUCUUGGACUUUCGGUUCUCCGUCUCCACUCCUCGGAAACCUACAACGUCAGUCUGGAGGGCAUGCAGGUCCUCGAUCUCUCCCCCUCCAGCGGCAGCCACCGACACAUUUUCGCCGCCGGCAGUUGUCUUGAUCCCGAACUGGGCCAGAGUCUGCCGCUGACCCACCUGCCACCCCAGGCGCAUGUC